Molecule: messenger RNA, 876 nt
Organism: Oryza brachyantha (malo sina)
Lineage: Eukaryota; Viridiplantae; Streptophyta; Magnoliopsida; Poales; Poaceae
Exons: 1
Coding region: 86-613 (175 amino acids)
Source: RefSeq, a predicted model, not a curated record
CCACCACCAACCAGCACCUCCGCAUCGGCGGCGACACCCAAAACCGCCUCUCUUCCCAAUCCACCUGCUCUCCCGGCGAUCUCCCAUGGCGGCGGCGGCGACCACCACGAGGCGGCCGAGCGGGCCGGUCCUCUCGGCCGCGCACUACCGGUCCGCGUCCCCCACGCGUGUCAAGCUCGCUGCGAGGGCCGGCGGCGGAGGAGGAGGAGGAGCGCACGCGUCCGUCAGCGUCUCUUCGCUGGGGCGGCGCUCCUGCAUGUGCUCGCCGACCAACCACCCGGGGUCGUUCCGGUGCAGCCUCCACAAGGAGCAGAAGCGGAGCGGCGUCCACGGGCAGCGCAAGGCGCCGGCCUCCCCGCCGUCCCCCCCGACCAGCCCGCCGGCCCCGGGUCCCGGCAGGCUGCAGGCGGGCGCGAAGCGGAUGGGCAGCGCGCUGGUGCGGAUCGGCGCCGUGGAGAGCGGCCAGUGGGCGCGCCGGGCGCUCGCCGCCACCGUCCGCCCCUCCCCCGCGGCGCAGCAGGCGCAGCACCGGAGACGCGUCGGCGGGUUCCGCCCCCGCCCCAGCCGCCUCUCCGCCGUCUCCAUGGCCGGCGACCGCGCCGGCGACAACUGAGAAAACCAAUUCAAUUCGCCGACAAAUCCCAUAGACAAUAGUACACUAUAGAAUUAUACAUAUUUUUUCCCCUGUAGAUCAUAGUGGUGCCAGUGAGAUUGAGCUUGGAGCAAGCUAGGCAUGGAGUUUUGGAUCCGUGCACAAGCUCAAAGCUCGAAUCAAAUCCUCUCAUUGUACAUACAAAUCCGCCGCUGGUUUUGGAUAAUUCAUGCGCCUGAUGAGAAAGAGAAAAUGGGGGGACAUGUGUCUCCGGAUUACGCAUA